This is a messenger RNA of Aspergillus novofumigatus IBT 16806, 705 nucleotides long. RefSeq lists its product as uncharacterized. The coding region runs from base 7 to 705 and encodes 232 amino acids. Lineage: Eukaryota; Fungi; Ascomycota; Eurotiomycetes; Eurotiales; Aspergillaceae. The record is from RefSeq and is a predicted model, not a curated record. The transcript is spliced from 3 exons.
ACAACUAUGUAUUAUGGGCACUGGUUUGAUGGACCUGAUCAAACAUGUUCUCCAACGGGCACGAUGCUAAGAUUGCUGCUUCUUUCUCCUACAUACUGGGGGACAUACUGCUAUUCUCCGGGACUGUACUACCCCGGUGGAUGGGCUACAGCGGGUCAAUUAUCCGAAUCAUGGAAUGGAAUUGAGAUAACAAGUAGCACCAGUGGAGCGAUUUGCUGUCCUUUUAUGGCUACUACGCCGGCGGCCAUUAAUGCAGCGGUGUCCUCCCUGCAAAAGGAGACUGUCACACUGGCGGCAUCUGGUAUUAUAGCCACCAGUACCCUCCCGACACCCCUAACUGUCUACGCCGAUAGGAUUCCGCUCAUUUGGGAGGCGUCCGACCUUCCCAAGUCGACAAGUGUGUUACAGACAUCGACAUCAUCUUCAUUUGAUUCAACUUCGACGUUGCCCCAGCAAGUUCGAUGGGGUCACUCGGGUCAAUCUGGACUCGAACAAGGCAAAGAUCGGGAUUGGAGUAAGUGUUCCUCUAGUGCCUUUGCCGUAGGAGCAGGUGUAUUCUUUUAUAUCCUACGACGGCAUCGAGAGCGGAGAAUGAAUCACACUCGGCCAUUGUCAGAGAUGUAUGUCAGACCGUCAGGACCCGGUGGAACUUGCCUCCUCAAAUCCGCGCUCGGAACUGGCGUCUUCAUCCACAGUUCGAUAUGA